Poecilia reticulata (guppy) is the source of this 1989-nucleotide messenger RNA. The record is from RefSeq and is a predicted model, not a curated record. Lineage: Eukaryota; Metazoa; Chordata; Actinopteri; Cyprinodontiformes; Poeciliidae.
UAUUUAAAGCAUAUUUGGGUUAAUUCUACGGAAGGCUGAUCCGGUCUAAACUGUCAAUAAGUAAAUAAAUUAUAGGAAAUAAAACUAUUACAAAAAAUGCUGAAUAAGUAAAUACAUAAUCAAAAAUAAGUUCCUGGAUCUGCCUGGCAACUUGUGUUGUCCAUCAAUAAUAAGUUUUCUACGGCUAGAAAUGAGAAGUAAAAAUGAACACAAUUAAUAAUCUAAUAUGGUUAAAAAAAUAUUUUAUAUCUAUAUAUAUUUUUUGUCCAAUUUAGUCGAUUGGAGCCGGGAAGAAGCUAAGCAAACCCCGCAGAUGCUUUGAGACCUCCAUGCCACUAGGGGGCCAGGAAGAAGCAGCAGCACUCUGUCUUUCAGCAACAAGUCAUCAAUUAAGAAAAACAACAGAAGCACAAUGAAGCUCAUGCACCAGUAAUCACAUGUUGGGUUUAUAGAUGAAUACUUUGAGUAGAAGCAGUAGUUUUGAACAACGUUAUGCAUAAAAAGUGGCGUUCAAUGACCUCAGGAAAUUUCGCCAUUUGGAAGGUAUUCGUAUAAAGAUGUAAAAAGGCGAAUUCGACUUAUUUAACAAAAGUCGUAAACUGACACUUUGUGCGACUUUUCAGCCGUGAUCAAAUUUGGCACUUUUCUCUUUCCAUACAGGUUGAGUGCGCGUGCGCGUUGCUCCGUGGGAAAGCUCCGGCAGCAGAGGAAGAGGAGGAGGAUGAAGAGAGGGGAGGUCAGCCCAGUCCGCCGCCGACACGCAGGCUCCCGCCGCGGGGUAUUUACCGGAGACACUCCGCUGGAAGAUCCGCUCCGGAUCCGAGAGGAGAGGAGAUUCCCGACUCUGGAAAACUCCCGGGACUCUGACGGGUUCGGGUGGUCCAAACCCGGCAUGCCGGCUCCGGGUCUCCGCCGGCUCUGACCCGGCUCUCCCCGGGGACUCCCGCCAGCUCUCCCCGCCGCCGGGCGCCAUGAAGCGGCCGGGUGAGGACAGCAGCCCGGCGGGCCGUGAGAGGCUUCCUGCGGGGGAUCCGGUGGGACGCGCGUCCCCAGCGGCGCGGCUGAUGGCGAGGAGGCGGCACAGAGGGGUCAUCGAGAAGCGGCGCAGGGAUCGGAUCAACAGCUGCCUGUCGGAGCUGCGGCGACUCGUCCCGACGGCCUGGGAGAAGCAGGGCGGCGCUAAGCUGGAGAAGGCCGAGAUCCUGCAGAUGACCGUGGAGCACCUGAGGACGCUGCAGGCGGGAGGGACAGGUAACCACGGCGACGCAGAGACAGCUGCAGCAGGUGGAGGGACAGGUCAGCAGGAAGUGCUGGCGCUGGACUUCCUGUCUCUGGGCUUCAGGGAGUGUGUGAGCGAAGCGUCCUGCUACCUGAGCGCCGUGGAGCCCCGGGACUCCUGCGACGCGCUGCGGCGCCGCCUAUUGGCCCACCUCAGCUACUGCGCGGCCCAGCGGGACGCCGCCGCCAUGACGGCCCGCCUGCAGCCCCGCCCUCCCCCUUACAGCCACUGGGUGGCGGCGCUGCGCCCGGACGGCGCCCCCCAGAGGCCGGUGGAGCUGCUGCAGCACAGCGCGACCUCCAGCUCACCUUCCUCCUCCCUGCUGCCCCCCCCUCUCCCCGCACCCCUCUUCUCCUUCUCCGCCUCCUUCCCCAUCGCUCUGCCCUUCCUCCCCUCCUCCUCUUCCUCACAGCCCCCCCACCGACCCUGGAGCUCUGAGGUGGGGGCCUUAUGACCUCUGACCCCGGCAGCACUUCCUGUCCAUGUCUGAGGGUCGACCCGCCAUUCUGCAGAACCGGAACCAGAACCAGAACCAGAACCAGAACCAGAACCAGAACCGCCUUCACAUCCGUUUCACUGUUUAUCUGUUUCCAGCUGGGAUGUGAAAUUUCUCCUGAUAAAUUUCUGAACCAAAAUUCUGCGACGGAGAAUCAGAACCAGCUGAGAAAAAGUUUAAAUCCAGAGAAGAAAGUCGACACAAAGAAACUAAA